CCCAGGGCACCAUUAAGUCACGACUCUAUUCUGCAGGACUUGUCAGGGCCAGCAAAUUCACUGAACAUUAGUGACUCCGAGCAGCACCAGAAUUGUGUGUCUCUUCCUGGAGAAGCAAAUGCCUCUGGACAGAACUCUAGACGAAAGUCAGCUCUCAGGAGAAAGGAGAUUGAAGCGAGGAGCUAUAACCUGAGAGAAAGAACGGACCGUUCAUACGAAGAGGUCAGCGAGCCUCAGAAUGAUGACUAUCUCUAUUGUGAGAUGUGUCAGGACUACUUCAUUGACCGCUGUGAUGUUCAUGGGCCCCCUACAUUUGUAAAGGACAUUGCAGUGGAUAAGGGGCAUCCCAACCGCGCAGCCCUGACCCUGCCCCCUGGGCUGAGUAUUAGACAAUCGGGCAUCCCUCAGGCUGGAGAUGGAGUAUGGAAUGAGGCAUGUGAGCUGCCACUGGGGCUGCACUUUGGCCCUUAUGAGGGCCAGGUCUUAGAAGAUGAAGAGGCAGCCAGAAGUGGAUACGCCUGGAAGAUCACAAAGGGGAGAAACUGCUAUGAGUAUGUGGAUGGGAAGGAUCAAUCUCAGGGCAACUGGAUGAGGUAUGUGAACUGUGCCCGGGAUGACGAGGAGCAGAACCUGGUGGCCUUCCAAUACCACAGCCAGAUCUUCUAUCGGACCUGCCGGGUCAUCAGGCCAGGCUGUGAACUGCUGGUCUGGUAUGGGACCGAGUAUGGCAAGAAACUGGGCAUUAUGUGGACCAGCAAGCGGAAGAAAGAACUCACAGGUCAGGAUCCAAAGCCAGAGAAUCAUCCAUGUCCAUCAUGCUCUCUGGCCUUCUCCAGUCAGAAAUCCCUCAGUCAACAUGUAGAAGGCACCCACUCCUCUCAGAUCUUUCCAGGAACAUCUGUAAGAAAGCACUGCAGACCAGAGCACCUCUACCCCGGCGAUCAGAAUCAGGAGCAGCAACUUUCUGAUCCACAUGACCAGAAUGACAAAACCAAAGGCCAAGAAAUGAACGAAAUCUCAAAAACCUCUCAGGAAAAGACACAACAGAGCAGCAUUUCAGGGAUAUCUUCCCACACACCUGAAGGACAAAUGGGGAACUCUAGGGACAGUGAGAGAAUGGUAGAACCAGGCCAGAACAUGGGUCCAGGGGAAACCGGCAAAUUAUGUGUGAAGGUAGAGAUCUCAAGAAUUGUAAAAGUUGCGAAUGGACAGUGUGGGCAAGAAUUCAGCCAAACAUCAAACCUCCACACACAUCAGAGGACACACACAGGGGAGAAGCCCUAUGUUUGCAGCCAGUGUGGGCAUGGAUUUAGCCAAAAGUCAAACUUCCUCACACACCAGAAGACACACACAGGGGAGAAGGCCUGUGUCUGCAGGGAGUGUGGGAAAGGAUUUAGCCGUAAGGCGACCCUCCUCAUACACCAGAGGACACACAAGGGAGAAGCCCUAUGUCUAUAG
Otolemur garnettii (small-eared galago) is the source of this 1458-nucleotide messenger RNA. RefSeq names its product histone-lysine N-methyltransferase PRDM9-like. The record is from RefSeq and is a predicted model, not a curated record. The transcript has 7 exons. Gene Ontology annotation, molecular function: histone H3K4 methyltransferase activity; zinc ion binding; histone H3K36 methyltransferase activity. Gene Ontology annotation, cellular component: nucleus. Bases 262 to 1458 code for a protein of 398 amino acids. Gene Ontology annotation, biological process: positive regulation of reciprocal meiotic recombination. NCBI's taxonomy places the organism in Eukaryota, Metazoa, Chordata, Mammalia, Primates, Galagidae.